CUCAACAAGACACAAAGUCCAUUUAGUCUUAUUCUGACCGCUAUCCUCUACCUGACACAAUGUCAAAGCUAUACACAUACCUCCUUGGAAUUCAAGGAAGCCUGCUGCUUGCCAAUGGCGCCUACAUGCUCCUCUUCCCUUCAGAAAUCGCCGCCCCUCCGUCCCCGAUGGCUGGCACUCCAAUCUCUGUGAUUCAUGCCAUGAGUACAUCGACGAUAAGUCUCGGCUUAACAUACCUUGUUGCCGCAUAUCAGAGCAACCGAACCUAUGUCGUGAUGGGAGUACCUGGCCGAUUCCUUGCCGCCGCUCUAUUUUGGUAUCAUGGUGGGGCAUGGAAGAACGUCGCCUGCUAUGAGGCUGUGUGGGGAGCAAUCAAUUUUGGCGCGUUAAUGUGGUAGAUAGAUCAUUGAGUUCCCGUGGCUGGGUAUUGUACAAUAUUGUAUGGAUUAUUAGAUUCGAGAAUAGAAAUCCCAU
Pseudogymnoascus verrucosus is the source of this 474-nucleotide messenger RNA. RefSeq lists its product as uncharacterized. Lineage: Eukaryota; Fungi; Ascomycota; Leotiomycetes; Thelebolales; Thelebolaceae. The record is from RefSeq and is a predicted model, not a curated record. The transcript has 2 exons. Bases 60 to 398 code for a protein of 112 amino acids.